AUGACAGACACUCUUUCCCCAACUUGGACGUAUGUCCGACACUUCAAUGAAGAUCGAAAUCGCCAUAUGGACAGGGGAGAUGCCGGAGAAUACCGCCCGAGUGGACGCAUCCCAGGCACUGUAAGGCCUAUGCUACCAUUGACGGUUCUCGGAGUACGCAGUCGGAAAGCUCAAGGAAUCGUCCAGAUUCUGAUCAGCUCCAAGCAUCCGGAGUUUCAGUCGUACUAA
Messenger RNA from Letharia columbiana, 228 nucleotides. RefSeq lists its product as uncharacterized. The transcript has a single exon. The record is from RefSeq and is a predicted model, not a curated record. Lineage: Eukaryota; Fungi; Ascomycota; Lecanoromycetes; Lecanorales; Parmeliaceae. The coding region runs from base 1 to 228 and encodes 75 amino acids.